GUUAGUCAGUAUACAGUGCAGUGCAUGCAGUGUACUUGUGUAUGGGUGGUAUACAGGUUACACGUCAUUGGGGGAAGAAACUCAGGUAGUGAAAUCAAACGGGAAAUAGAGCCAAGAAGGAAAGUCCAUAUUUUGCCAAGGUGCAGUUCUUAAACAUAUUUUUGAUCAACAACCUCCACCAACCAUGGGUACUAUCUUCAGUGCAUUCACUGCGUUAAAAGAGCUUUUUGGCAAGAAGGAGAUGAGGAUAUUGAUGGUGGGUUUGGAUGCUGCAGGUAAAACAACCAUUCUAUAUAAACUCAAACUGGGUGAAAUCGUCACAACCAUUCCAACAAUUGGUUUCAAUGUGGAGACGGUGGAAUAUAAAAACAUCAGCUUUACAGUGUGGGAUGUAGGUGGCCAGGAUAAGAUCAGACCGCUGUGGCGUCACUACUACCAGAAUACACAAGGUCUCAUAUUUGUAGUGGACAGCAAUGACAAGGAGAGGAUGGUAGAAGCCAAGGAUGAGCUCCAUAGAAUGCUCAACGAAGAUGAACUACGCGAUGCUGCCAUCUUGAUCUUUGCCAACAAACAGGAUCUACCCAAUGCAGCCAAUGCUAAAGAAAUCACUGACAAACUGAACAUGCAUUCAUUGUCCACUCAGAGGAAAUGGUACAUCCAAGCUACGUGUGCCACAUCAGGAGACGGCCUCUAUGAAGGUCUCGAUUGGCUUGCUAACAUACUCAAAGGGAAGAUGAAGUGAUUUGAAAGAACACAUAACGUCAUCCGCUCAUCAAUGUCUCUCUGUUGCCACUGAUCCCAUUCAACACUGCUUGUGGUCCGAACAUCCCAGCUUAAGAUGCAGACAUUUUUUUUCUCUCUCUUUUUUAAAUAAAUAUUUGGAGUUAAUUUCAAUGCUUUAAAAGGAUUUCCUAUGUAGAAGUAUUAUCCUUAUGUGGAGAAACAAGCAGUAUUGAAUGGAGUGAUGUAAUUGUGGCUUGUGUGUCUGCAUAAUACAUUUUGAAAAAAAAUUCUCUAGUCACUUGUAUCAUAUUAGAGUAAUCAGUAAUGACUAAGUAAUACUAACAUGCAGUUUGGAACAAUUUUUCUGAAUGAUCUUAUAUGUAUUUAUGAUACAAACCCCAAAUAUAUCUCCAUGGACCAUCAAAUGUGACUGUUUGUCCCUUCUAGUAUGUAUAUAUUUCUUUCUAGAUGUAUACAAAACCAACUAACUUUUCCUUCUCUUACAUCAAGCUUGUUCAAUCAUUCCCUAAAGUACUUGUGUGAUUCUCACCAAUUCUCUAUUUAUUUUUCUCUUCAAUGACUACAUUUUCAUUUUAUUUAAAACAGUAGUGUAUCACUGAAAGGACUGUUUUAUGGAUUUUUCUCUUUUCUUUUCCCAAAACGUUUUGUAGAGUUGAGUAGGUGUGAAGAACUUUAAGAAGAAUGCACACAAUCAUAAUCACAAAGACUUUGGAAAUCAUCUCAAGGGCAUUUUCAAUUGUAUAUCCUGUAGAAAUCAUUUUCAGAUUAUGUAAUAUGUUGUUUUCAUGAUCACACAUUUCAAGAAGGUGGUGGAGACGAGGCCAGUGAAAUUUCCCUUUGUUGAUUUUUCGAAAGUCUGUGCGAUCUUGUUAAUCGCACAGGUUUGUUCACUUAUGUAAGAAAAAUAAAGGGCACCAACUUACAUUAGGCACAAAAGAUCACAUAGACUUGAUUUGGUCGGGCCGAGGGGCUGAUAUUGUGAUGGGCCUAUUGGGAGCUUUAUACUGAGACCAUACUCAUGCUACAUGUACAUGUAUAUCCAUGAUAUACCAUGAGUGCCGUCACAAUAUAUCCAAUUUUACUUCAUGGUGGAAGUUCUUCAUGUCACAUAAGCCACCCAUGGCCAAUUUAAAUCGUGGAAUUAAACAAAAGCAGUCCAAGACACUCGGUAUUUUAAGCCCCUGCAGACUGACUGUGGUGCAAGAGCAAAUAGUUCUGAGAUAAAUUUUAAUCACUGAUGUACAUCUUCCAGUCAAAUUCGGCAAAGAGGCUUAGCUAGAUAGAUGCACAGUGACUGUUAGUUUCAGCUUUGGUCAGCAGAUUUAUCAUAUUGCUUUCUUCAUUUAGAUUUUUGUUUUAAAGUAUGUAACAAGAGCUUGUAACAUUCACAUGUAGUUUGGACUAACUGCCUUUCCCCCUCAAGAGUCUAUAUAAAGGUAGGACUCUGAACCUUGCCAAGCAUAGCGUUGUUGAAGGUGGAGUGCAUUCCUUUAAAGCAGAAAAACAACAAAACUCGGCACUAGUGAGUAGUGACACAUAAAGAUCAUUACUAAACCCUAAAGGAAAAACAAUAAUGAAAGUUGAAAAGUUCACAAUGUAUCGGUUAUUAUUCAUAUCUUUAACAAAAUAAGAUAUUAUAAAUUAUCCAAUGAAUUAUCUUGAAUUUGAGGUUAAGGAACAAGUGAUUGCUAACAGUUGUUAGGGUCACAUUAAGAAGAAAAAAAAAGGUACAUGUAUUGCAAUGGUUAUGUAGCAUUAUCCCUCCCUGUAUAUGAUUAAUAACUUACUUGUGAUUUUUUGCAGUAUUAACAAUGAUUGGUGAUGGUUCACAUUUAUUUCAUUCCGUUUCUUCCUUACUGCCACGUAGGGCAGGGAGGAGAAUGGCUAUUUUUGUAAAUGAAGAAAAAUUGUUUGUGGAUAAUGUGAAUGGUGUAAAGGAUACCAGAAGGUUGUAUAAUGUUCAAGCUUUGUGUUGUUUAGAGCUGCAAAAGAAAUGUAUGUAGUAUAUACUUUAGGAGUAUAUUAGAAUGUUAACAAGACCUCUCAUGUACUCAUGUACUUUUUUUGAUUUGGGACUUUUCCUUGGUAUUUUUAAUAUGUAUUCAUAUAGAGGGAGCUAGAUAUUGUUUAUGUUGUGUAUAUACAGGAUAGAGAUGUUCAUGCAUGUUCAUACCACAAACUUUCUUUUCUUGUUCACAUAGUUUACUAUUUGAACAUUUAGAAAGUGUGUAGGCCUACUGUCUUGAAUUUGUGUUGUCAUUAUAGUUUACUUCUGUAGGUCUUUUUUCCUUUCUAUUUCACCAUCCAUAUACAUAUUUGUACAUGUGGUAUUUUUUAGGGAAUCACGUCUCAUGAAAAUAGUUAAGGAUAUGAAAAAUAAAGGUGAUUAUUCACACAUGCAUCCAUCAAGAAUGACCAAAUACUGUAUGAGAGAUCUUGGCAGAGGUUUUGAAAGCAUUCGUAAUUCUUGUGUAUAAAAUAUGUGGAAAGGGGGAACAAAAAGAAACACAACCAAAAAUGAAUGAAGUGUAUAAAAGUUUGGUGAUGGUUCUUGCAUUGUGUAAUCUAUCAUAACGUCAUGAAAUAAAUAAUAAUGGUAUAACAUAA
Messenger RNA from Strongylocentrotus purpuratus (purple sea urchin), 3351 nucleotides. Its product is annotated as ADP-ribosylation factor 1-like. The coding region runs from base 185 to 742 and encodes 185 amino acids. The transcript is spliced from 5 exons. Gene Ontology annotation, biological process: vesicle-mediated transport; intracellular protein transport. The record is from RefSeq and is a predicted model, not a curated record. Gene Ontology annotation, molecular function: GTP binding; GTPase activity. Lineage: Eukaryota; Metazoa; Echinodermata; Echinoidea; Camarodonta; Strongylocentrotidae. Gene Ontology annotation, cellular component: plasma membrane; cytoplasm.